AUGGCGGCAACGAGCGACGAAGAAAUGGAAUCACUGCUCUCCGCUUUCGAUCAGAUCUAUGAGGAUGUCAAGAACGGCAUUUCGGAGAUGCAGUCCUUGCAAUCUAACCACGCUAGAGAGCUGAAGAUGCGUGAAUCACUCGAAGCUACUUGCAACACCCUCAGAAGAGAAAAUGAAAAUAUGGCGAAACGGUACAUGGAGUCUCUAAAGAAUCUGGCUGAUCAGGUUGAUUUCCGUACAAAAUGCCUCAACAUGAAAGAGGAACUGGAAAGAGCAAGUAAAGAAGUUUUCUUUAAAGAAGAUGAACAUAAAAAGGCUAUGAAACUGCUUCAGCAAGAAUAUGAAGAAAAAAUUGCAAGAUUAGAAGCUGAGAUUAAGGCAUGUCUACAUAAGGAAGCCACAUAUGAAUCAACCACAAGUCAGCUGCAUCAAGAUUUAACAGCACAUAAAAAUCAUAUGCAAGUCCUAGCUAACAGGUUGGACCAAAUCCAUUUUGAAGUGGAAUCAAAAUUUAAUGUUGAGAUUCAAGACUUGAGAGAUUGCCUCCUGGCUGAGCAGGAAGAAAAAAAUGAGUUAAACAGAAAAAUAAAGAAACUGGAAAAGGAAUUGGUGAUUUGCAAAGAGAAGUUGGUAGACCAGCAGCAAGAAAUGACCUCAAACUGGCAAGUGGAGACACUAAAGCAGAAAAUCAUGAAACUAAGAAAGGAGAAUGAGGUGCUCAAAAGGAAGUUGUCUCAUUCUCAAGAGGUGAAGUAAUGUUGGAAAACUCGAGCUAGCAACUUGAGUUCAUGGAGAUACGGUUUCCAACACAAAUGAUAUAUGGACAACUCAAAAGCUCUAGCAUAUG
Arachis stenosperma is the source of this 847-nucleotide messenger RNA. Its product is annotated as protein At-4/1. The transcript has 8 exons. NCBI's taxonomy places the organism in Eukaryota, Viridiplantae, Streptophyta, Magnoliopsida, Fabales, Fabaceae. The record is from RefSeq and is a predicted model, not a curated record. Bases 1 to 756 code for a protein of 251 amino acids.